ACGUGACGCRGAAGCAGCUCCGGAACACUUUAGCGUGUGGAUGUGUUUACAAACGUCUCGUUUACAGGAUGCACGCUGGUCCGCUGCGUAAACAAACAGCUGCAUUCUCUUCUUUCGAGUCUAAAUACGCUCCUGUUUACAUUUUAGAAGAACUAAAUGCAUUUUGUUCGUCGGAAUAGCAAAUUCUUCUCUGCCUCCGGAACACCGAUAGGUUAGUCCUGACGAUGCGGCGGUAAAGAUUAAAAGUCAUUUAUUCUCUUCGAUAUGAUACAUUUUUUGUAAUUACAGCGUAAUAUUUGUACUUUGAACGCAGUGGCAGUCGAUUUCAAGUUUGUAAACGUUACAUUUUUUAAAUUUUUUAUUUAUUUAUUUAUUUUUAGAUAACARUUUCUAGCAUCUGAUUUUUAAGGUGACCAUGAAACAGGGCGAUGAGGCUGGAAGCGUGCCUGCUUACUUCAUCUCGAACCAUGAAGGAUUUCGCGGRAGCAUCAAAAACUUCACUGAGGACUUCGUUGUGAGUGAGAUCGAUAUAAAUGGGCAGAACGUGAAAGCAGCACAAGGCUGGCAGAGGCCAGGCUGUGCCUCAGAGGAAAACCAUGUCGAGCUGAAGGAGGAUGCUGAGUAUUCAGUCCCACAGGACGCUGAUGGUUCAUCAGAGUGGGGGCCGGAUACCCCUCUGCCUAGUUUAGGGAGUUUUGAUUUAGAUGUGAUUUUAGGCCAGUCGGUCAGUGAAGAUCUGGAGCAGUUUGUGUUGACUCUGAGAGAGAAAAAGCAAGCUGGCCUGGAGCUUUCCUUGGGCUUCUUCUCAGACAAACACCAGCGAGCCAACGUCCACCGGGCUGUGAGACACCGCUUCCCCUUCCUCAUGACGGUCACCAUUCAGCCCGAGAUCAGGGUCAGGGAGGACCCGGACUACAGGGAGCUGGCCCGGCUCGUCAAAGAGGACGAAGCCGAGGACUUCUUUAGGUUCAUCGACGCCAAAGUGCGAGGCUCGUCCUAUACAUUUGGACCCGACGACGACAAGGAGCACAGGACGGCGGUCCAUCACUUCCUGAACCGACGGUUYGGGAAGCUGGUGGAGACCAAAAGCUUCAGCAGCCAGGGCACGACGGCCAUCUCUGUCAGGCUGAGGGAUCACGGCAAGCCGAAGAAGAGAACCGCCGAGGAGCGCAAGGAAGAAGACAUCUACACAGGUACGGUGGGUUUGAAACAAACGACCGGUUUGAUCAUUUCGACUCAGUCGUGGCCAAACACGCACAGCUGCUUGUGUUUCUCAGCCUUCACGCUGUGUAAGGAGAACCUGGAGACCCUGGAGGCCAUCAGCUACAUGGCAGCUGCUCUCGGAGUCCUGCCGUCAGAUUUCACCUACGCCGGCACCAAAGAUAAGAGAGCCGUCACCUACCAGUCCAUGGUGGUGAAGAAGGUCUCCCCUCAGCGGCUGAAAGAGAAGGCGGCAGAGUUUGAGAAGAGGGGGAUGCGUCUGUCCCAGAUCCGCUCCGUCGGGGAGCCCCUGAGGCUGGGGCGGCUGCAGGGGAACCACUUUGACCUGGUGGUCCGCGACCUCCGGCCACACGGGCCCGUCGACGGGCACCGCCCGGGGCCCGACGUGCACGCUCGCCUGGCGGAGCUGGUGCGGGAGGCGGUGGAGAACGUGAAGAGGAGAGGAUUCGUCAAYUAUUAUGGACCGCAGAGGUUUGGGAGUGGACCGAGCGUUCCGUCUGAUCGAGUAGGACUCGCUCUGCUGAAAGAGGACAUGGUCAGUGCCGUGCGUCUGUUCUUCUCUCCGGAGGAUGGCGACGAUCCUCAGAGCCUCGCCAAGAGACACUUCCUCCAAACAGGUAACGCUAAGGAGGCUCUCGCGAUGAUGCCGCUGUCGAAGCCCAGGGAGCGGCUGAUGCUCCGGGCUCUGAACAGAUACGGGGGCGGAGCCGACGGUUGCGUCCAAGCGUGGCUCAGCCUGCCCCACAGCAUGAGAGUGUUCUACCCUCACGCCUACUGCAGCAGGGUGUGGAACGAGGCAGUGGCCCACAGGCUGUCUACGAUGGGUCACUGUGUGAGACAAGGGGACCUGGUGUGGAUGCAGACGGGCCAACACAGAACCGAGGACAUUGGAGGAACCAGCUCUCCUCAGAUCCAUGUGGUGACCCGUGAGGAGGAACAAGCGGGCGUGUACACACUUGGACAAGUGUUGCUKCCGAUGCCAGGAAACACGGUGAAAUAUCCUGAAAACGCCGUGGGGGCUUGGUACCAGGAGCAGCUGGCCAGAGACGGGCUGUCCGAGUGUCGCUUUAGGGUCAGCAGCCUCAAACUGAACCUGCCCGGCUGCUACCGUCCUCUGCUGGCCGCUCCGCGCAACGUCAGCUACCGGCUGCAGAGAGCAGCCAGCGAGGACGGCGGAGGAGGAGCAGCGGCAGAAAGGAGCGCCGACUCACCGUCUCUUACCUUGAACUUUGACCUGGACUCCUCCUGCUACGCUACCAUCUGCCUCAGAGAGAUCAUGAAGUGUGACCCUCAAUAAAGCUGAAGUCGACACUUCUGUUGGUUUUCUACUUUAGUUGUCAAUUGUGAUACGUCCUGAUUUUUGUCUUGCUUUUUUGUACUUAGAAAAAAGAGCGUGGUUACGCAUAAGACAGGUGCCACUGCAGAAYGUUAAACUGAAAUGUAAAGGAGUGUGAAGUUUUUCCUUUGUGCUGUCAAUAAAAAUAAGAAUCMGAUUCUUGCAUUUUGUUUGCAAUCUGACUACUUUGUGCUUUCAGGA
Molecule: messenger RNA, 2758 nt
Organism: Austrofundulus limnaeus
Lineage: Eukaryota; Metazoa; Chordata; Actinopteri; Cyprinodontiformes; Rivulidae
Gene: pus7l
Product: pseudouridine synthase 7 like
Exons: 8
Coding region: 416-2518 (700 amino acids)
Biological process (GO): pseudouridine synthesis
Cellular component (GO): nucleus
Molecular function (GO): RNA binding; pseudouridine synthase activity
Source: RefSeq, a predicted model, not a curated record